AUUGACAACUCUUAUAAGAACAUUAUAUUGCUCUAUUCCUUUUACAAAUGAUCCUUUAAACUCACUGGCACCAUCAAUCAUCAACAAUGCCGGCCACUUGAGAGGGUUUUUGGGAUCAUUGUAUAUUGUUUCGAUCGCAUUUCAAACUUCUGAGCUAGUCUUUGAUGUUAAUGCUACUGUAUAUUUAUAUCUAGUUGCCACGUCUAUCAAUACCAAAGAUUGGAAUAAAAGCCGUGCACAUUAUAGUAGAUCAUACGAAGAACAAUUUGCAAUUUCUCAUUAG
Molecule: messenger RNA, 283 nt
Organism: Racocetra persica
Lineage: Eukaryota; Fungi; Glomeromycota; Glomeromycetes; Diversisporales; Gigasporaceae
Source: the annotation of a GenBank genome assembly